UUACUUUUAUAGGGGCAAUGGAUUCAUUUGCAAGAGGAUUGAAAAAUGCUGCAAAGAUAAUAUCAGAUGGUGUUUUUGAGAAAUCACUAAAAAAGCGGUAUAUAAGCUUUGAUUCAGGUAUAGGAGCUAAGAUUGCUUCAGGAACCAGCAGUCUUGAGGAAUGUGAGGAUUAUGUGUUUAAACAUGGAGAUCCAAAAGUUCAGUCUGGACACCAGGAACACUGGGAAGCGAUGCUAAACCAUUACUUGUGAUUGGUGAAUCAGGCCAUCCUGCUUUGGAAAACUGAAGAGAUUACUGACAGAUGUCAACAUUAAAUAGCUCAAAAAAAAUGUGUAAACUAGUUUCAAAUGAUCAGAAAUAAAGUGGCAAUGCAGAAUUAAAGUAUC
Limulus polyphemus (Atlantic horseshoe crab) is the source of this 386-nucleotide messenger RNA. Its product is annotated as xylose isomerase-like. Gene Ontology annotation, molecular function: xylose isomerase activity. Gene Ontology annotation, biological process: carbohydrate metabolic process. The record is from RefSeq and is a predicted model, not a curated record. Bases 18 to 251 code for a protein of 77 amino acids. The transcript has 4 exons. Lineage: Eukaryota; Metazoa; Arthropoda; Merostomata; Xiphosura; Limulidae.